UCUAAAUUGUGAUUAACUAGUACUCAAGGUUUUCGAAGCACCUUUGGCAUAAAGGCUGUAAAUAAAUUCUUCUUUUUUCAAGUAAAAGGAUAUGGUAUAAUGGAACAUUCAAGAUUCCAAAAAGUGCUUCCAAGCAAUACAAUGGAACCAAGAAAUGGUGAAUUCCAGCCUGGGUUGCAGCCAAUGAUGCAGGAUCGACCGGAUGACAUGCAUACAAUUAGAAGACCACCUAAUGUUGGUACGGCACAAACCAAACCUGUACUUAAUUUUUCCAUACAGACAGGUGAGGAAUUUGCUCUCGAAUUUAUGAGAGAUAGGGUGAAUCUUGGGAAGCCUAUGUUUCCAAAUGUCGGUGACACUAAUUAUACACCAGGUUAUAUGGAUCUAAAAGGCAUUUUAGGCAUUAGUCAUCCAACAUCAGAAAGUGGAUCAGACAUUUCCAUGCUUUCAAUGGUUGACAAAUAUCCAAAAGAGUUCGAAAGAGUGAACACAUCAUUGCAGGGAGACAAAAGCAAUUAUGGGUCAAUUCGAUCAAUACCAAGAACUUCAAUGACUCAGGACAGUAGACAACUUGUGCAGAAGUAUGGCUCUUCUCGAGGUUCCGAUAGCUCAUCAAUGCUAUUGAAGUUCCUUUGCAGCUUUGGUGGGAGAAUAUUACCUCGACCAAGUGAUGGAAAACUAAGGUAUGUUGGAGGUGAUACACGUAUUCUUCGUAUAAGAAAGAAUAUAUCUUGGCAGGAGCUCUUGCAGAAAGCAUUAUUAAUGUAUAGUCAGGUUCAUGCAAUCAAGUAUCAGCUUCCGGGGGAAGAUCUUGAUGCUUUGGUAUCUGUGUCAUGUGAUGAAGAUUUGCAGAAUAUGAUGGAAGAAUGUAACCAUCUAGAAGACAGAGAAGGAUCACAAAAGCCUAGGAUGUUUUUGUUCUCAUUGAGUGAUUUGGAGGACGCUCAAUUUGGUCUCAGUGGUUUGGGUGAUGAUUCUGAGAUCCAAUAUGUUGUUGCUGUUAACGGCAUGGACAUGGGAUCAAGAAGAAACUCAACCCUGAUUGGCGUGAACUUUUCAGCAAAUGAUCUGCAUGAUUUGGACAGGCAGAACACUGAAAGGGAGACUGGUAAAGUUGCUGUUGAAUCUGUAGGUGUCAACAAUUCUCUCUUGAAUAACAAAUUUGACUCAUCACCAAAUGUGGAAUCCUUGCAACCAGUGCUACCUACUUCCUCAAAUUCUUAUGAAAGAUAUCCACAGUCCUUGCAACCAAUGCACCAUGGGGAUCCUGUUGGUCAAUAUCAUGUAUCUAGAUCUGUUGUUGAAGACAUUCCUACUACUAUGCCUCCUCGUGCACUGAUUAAUCAAGAUGGGGUUUUUAGCAAAGGCCAUCCACCAGUCGGAUUACCAGUACAUAAUUCUGAAAUACCACCAGUGGUCACAAAAAAGAAGGGUGAUAGUUUGAUUGAACAAGCAAGCGACCAGGGUAAAGUUUUAUACUUGGAAACACCAUCCUCAGCUCCUACUCAACUAUUUGAUGGUUACAUGAAAAAUAAUUUUCCCGAAGCAACAGCUGUAGUUACUAUGCCAGAGGGCUAUCCAAUACCUCCGACAAAAAAGGACCAGCUACAGAACUAUGAAGAUGGUGCUUCUACAUCUAACAGUGGUUUUGGUCCCACUUAUGUCGACUCCCAGUCAAAUGCUGUUGAUUUUAGUUCUCUUAACCCUCCUCCUCUUCCUGAAAGAGUUUACUAUUCAGAAAGGAUUCCUAGGGAGCAAGUAGAUUUGCUGAAUCGGUCCACCAAGUCAGAUGAUUUACAUGGUUCUCAGUUUAACAUUUCCGAUUUACUUUCUGAUGCAAAACCCUCAGAUUCAGUUACAGGAUCUGACAACAACUUGCAUAAUGGGAAUCAGCCUCUCCGAUCUGAGGAAUUGGGUGUUGCAGCAAAGCCUUUGCCUGCUGAUGGCUAUGCUAUUGAUAAUGGGACUGCCAAACAUCAAAUAUACAAACAUUUUCCUGAUCCAAGUAGCCAGUUGAAGUCAAAACUAACUGAGCAUGUGAAUUCUGAGUUGAAGAAGGUUCCCUCUGCUAGGCAACUUGAGGAUCCUGCUUCAUGUCUUCCCGAGGUCGAUUGGGGCAAUGCCACUGUUACAGAAUCUAAUGAAAGUCGCAUGGUUCAAGGACUACCUGUUUCUCUAAAUGGGAAUCAAACUACCAAGGAUGAUUUUCAACCUUCUUCAAGUGUUGCUUCAAAGACAUCACAAGGUGACAUUCUAAUUGAUAUUGAUGAUCGAUUUCCCCGUGAAGUGCUUAGUGACAUGUAUAAAGCUUUACUUGAAGAAGGUUUCUCGGGUCGGCAUCCACUAACCUCGGAUGGAGUAGGUCUAAGCAUAAAUGUGAAAAAUCAUGAACCUACACCUUGGGAAUAUUUUCACAAACUGGCACAAGAAGGACUCAAUAAUGUCUCUCUCAUUGAUCAGGAUCAUGUUAGUUUUUCACCUGCAAUAGAAGAAGUGGAAGAUGAGGGUAGAACUCAACAUGUUACGCCUCUAACAACAGGUGAAAUAUAUCAGAAAGACUUACAUGGAAGGGUUGAAACAGAAACUACUAUUCUAAAGCCAAAUGAUCCCCUCGUGAAGGAUACUGAAAGUAUGCAAUUUAAUGCUAUCAUGGAAAACAUAAGAGCACAGGAAUCAGUUUUUGAGGAUGGGAAGUUUGAAACAAGAAAUCGUACACCUCCUGUUGAUCCUCCCGUAAGUGAAAUUGACCCGAAUUCUUUGCAGGUCAUAAUGAAUGAAGAUCUUGAAGAGCUGAAGGAGCUGGGUUCUGGUACCUUUGGGACUGUGUAUCAUGGAAAAUGGCGUGGAACCGAUGUUGCCAUCAAAAGAAUAAAGAAGAGCUGUUUCACCGGUCGAUCAUCAGAGCAAGAGAGACUGGUAUUUGCUUCUUUUUCUCAGACUUUAGAAUUCUGGCGGGAAGCUGAUAUUCUUUCCAAGCUUCAUCACCCAAAUGUUGUGGCAUUUUAUGGUGUAGUUCAGGAUGGACCUGGAGGAACAAUGGCCACUGUUACGGAGUACAUGGUGGAUGGUUCUCUUCGGCAUGUAUUGCUUCGCAAAGAUAGGUAUCUAGAUCGUCGCAAGAGACUGAUAAUUGCUAUGGAUGCAGCUUUUGGAAUGGAGUAUUUACACUCAAAAAAUAUUGUUCAUUUUGACUUAAAAUGUGAUAAUUUGCUUGUGAACUUGAAAGAUCCUUUACGGCCAAUAUGCAAGGUUGGUGAUUUUGGCUUGUCAAAAAUUAAGCGGAAUACCUUGGUCUCGGGUGGCGUGCGGGGGACUCUUCCUUGGAUGGCACCAGAGCUGCUGAAUGGUAGCAGCAACAAGGUGUCAGAAAAGGUUGAUGUGUUCUCCUUUGGCAUAGUAUUGUGGGAAAUUCUAACUGGUGAGGAGCCUUAUGCCAAUAUGCACUAUGGUGCAAUUACAUUUUUCUACCAAUUUUUGGAAAAUGUUGUUAGUGAAUCAGGUGGGAUUGUUAAUAACACAUUAAGGCCAACAAUUCCCAGUUACUGCGACUCAGAAUGGCGAACACUGAUGGAGCAGUGCUGGGCACCAAAUCCUGCAGUCAGACCUUCCUUUACAGAAAUUGCCCGUCGAUUGCGUGUGAUGUCUGUGGCAGCUAGCCAGGCAAAGGUGCAAGGCCAAAAGGCGUCUAAAUGA
Arachis duranensis is the source of this 3693-nucleotide messenger RNA. RefSeq lists its product as uncharacterized. The record is from RefSeq and is a predicted model, not a curated record. NCBI's taxonomy places the organism in Eukaryota, Viridiplantae, Streptophyta, Magnoliopsida, Fabales, Fabaceae. The coding region runs from base 100 to 3693 and encodes 1197 amino acids. Gene Ontology annotation, cellular component: cytoplasm. Gene Ontology annotation, molecular function: ATP binding; protein binding; protein kinase activity. Gene Ontology annotation, biological process: protein phosphorylation; signal transduction. The transcript has 9 exons.